This is a messenger RNA of Manis pentadactyla (Chinese pangolin), 2782 nucleotides long. RefSeq names its product GRAM domain containing 2B (gene GRAMD2B). The record is from RefSeq and is a predicted model, not a curated record. The transcript has 16 exons. NCBI's taxonomy places the organism in Eukaryota, Metazoa, Chordata, Mammalia, Pholidota, Manidae. The coding region runs from base 366 to 1625 and encodes 419 amino acids.
CGGUGCUCGGCGCCGAAAGCUGACGGUUCCCUCCGCUCGCCGCCCCGAUGACCGAGCUGCCGCCGGAUGUGGACGACGCCAAGCCCGCCAAGGUGCUCGCCAAGAGGGACAACAAAGUUGGCUCAGCCCCGCCAAGAGCCUUAAUUAAGGAAGUUGUCUUCUAACAUAUCUGAGGCAUAGGAAAAGUGGCUUAUCCUGACAUUGAACAAUUGCUGGUGGAAAAACAACUUCUAAAAAGGACUGGAGAAUGAGGAACAAGGGGGAAGAAAGAGAAUGGGGACUCGAGCACCUGUCCUGGGAUCUUCGGAGGAACAUAGAGAAGCAGUUGGCACUUAGCUGGGGACUACCAUGUUCAGAAUAGAAGGAUGAAAAGGGGUUUCCUCCGGGGCUCCACCCCUCAUGCCAGCUCAGAGGCUGAGAAUGGCGUGGAGGAGAAAAAGAAGGCCUGCCGGUCACCGACGGCACAGUCCCCUGCCCCGUCCAGCGAGGCCGAGUCCCCAGACCAGAAGAGAAUCAUUUCCCUGUGGUCAAAAUCCAGUUUUGAUGGUGCCUCUUUAGCAAGUGAGAAGAGCGACUGUAAAACAGAAAGCAAAAAUGACUCUAAGAUUGAAAGGAAAAAGUCCUCAUCUUCCAGCCAGUACAAGGCAAACAUGCAUUUUCACAAGCUGUUUGACAUUGUCCCCUCUGAGGAACCACUGAGGCAAAGUUUUACCUGUGCCCUACAGAAAGAAAUAUUAUACCAAGGGAAGCUCUUUGUAUCAGAAAACUGGAUUUGUUUUCAUUCCAAGGUCUUUGGAAAAGACACUAAGAUUUCUAUUCCAGCUUUCUCGGUGACCCUCAUCAAGAAAACCAAAACUGCCCUUCUGGUGCCAAAUGCCCUAAUUAUAGCAACGGUCACAGACAGGUACAUAUUUGUCUCCUUCCUCUCCAGAGAUUCAACUUACAAACUACUAAAAUCUGUAUGUGGACACUUAGAAAAUACAAGUGUUGGUAACAGUCCCAAUCCGUCUUCUCUUGAAAACAGUUUCCGGGCAGACCGCCCUUCAUCUCUGCCUCUGGAUUUCAAUGAUGAAUUCUCAGAUCUGGAUGGAGUGGUUCAACAAAGAAGGCAAGACAUGGAAGGAUACAGCAGUUCCGGUUCUCAGACUCCUGAAUCUGAAAACUCUCGAGAUUUCCAUGUGGCAGAAUCCCAGAGAGUUCUGAAUGUCCCCAAGGGGGAAGCAAAACCCACUCGGCCCGACACCCAUGUUAAUAGAGUGCCUGAAGGAAAAGCCAGGUCUCUCCCGGCACACGCAGGUCAGUCAGAAACCAUUGGAAUCUUACACAAAGUAAAGUCUCAGAAAUAUAUGACUCUCCACCAUAUUCUUAUAUUCUAUGCUGUUGUUGUCUGCGCACUAAUCAUCUCGACCUUCUACAUGAGAUACAGAAUUAACACUCUGGAGGAGCGGCUGGGGUCACUCGCCUCCAGUGUGGACACGCAUCAUACUGAACAGACAUCACCAUCUGGUCUGGGGUCACAAGUACAAUUAAAUGUGGAGAUCCUCUGCCAAGAGCUUUCAGCUAACAUAAUGAAAUUAGAAAAGAUACAAAACAACUUGCAAAAGCUGCUUGAGAAUGAUGACUGACUGACCAGGCUGCUCGAGCCACCAUGAUACCUCGUGCUUCCCUUUGAAGAAGGUGCUCCCUGCUGGCCAGAGGAGAGAGUGGAGCGGCAUCGAUGCCCGGCCACGCUUGUGCUUGGAGAUCUAAAGCUCAGAAAAGGGAGGAAGGGGAGUAGUUUUGGUUCCUGUGCCAUAAAAGUUGACUUGACUCAGAGGAAGCUUUCAGUGCUAAGCCUGAAGAAAACAGACCCAUCUCUGGAGGGCUCGGGCAGGCCCUGGCUGAUUGUGGUUCAACAGUUUUCACGAUUGUAUCAGCAAACACACUCCACUCCGUGCCUUCUGAGUCCUUCCCAUCCGCCUCUUCUCUCCUUUACCACCCCUCUUAACCAACCGUCAAACUAAGGGAUUUAUUGUGUGCCAACAACAUUGGUAAGUUCCUUUAAAUAAUGAGCCAUGACUCUCCUAAAAGACAGUAAAUAGCUCUAAUGGACAGACAUGCUUCAAACAAGUAACACCAGCAAUUUGUCUGUCUUCUGCUGCUGCUGCUGUUUAAAUCACCUGUGUAUCUUAACUUCUCAAUUACAUUGGCAAGAAUAUGGAGCAGAGAAGAUUAAACUUUUCCAUUUAUGUUUUGUGUUAUUCCUCUAAUACUUAAUUGGACUGAUUCUCACCCACCCCAUAUCAAGGAUCUGUGAGACAUGGGACUGAAGUACUAAAUCAAAUUUUUACUUUGAAACCAAAACUAAUCUUUAAACCAAAAAUAUAAUAGUGAUUUGAUACAGGAUAAAAACACUGAAUUUUUAAGAUUAUGGGUGGACUAUGUUAGUUUUGAAAACAGGAUGCCUAUACUAAAUGCUGAAACCCAUUUCAGCAUGACGGAAGCACGCUUUUCCUCAUUGCUGAAUAAAAUCAUGGUUUGCUAACUUCUAUUUAUCAUAUAGGUUAGCUAGCUUUUUUUUCCUUAAUUAUUUAGGUACCAUAAAAUCUAUAAUAUAAAAGAUAUUCUGUUUUUAUCUGCAAUGCAUUUUAUAAUCAUUUCUAUGAAAUGUAUUUUGUUUAAUCAGAGAACUAAUAAGUGAAUUGGUUACAUCAUUUGUAUUAGCCUAUUGGACAAGAAUAAGAAUUGUGCCUGGUGCACCCCUGGCUUUUAAUAAAUAACUUCUUGACAAAAAUGCCUUUAA